GAUUAACUACGAACUUUAUAGACAUUAAGAGUUCUACCUCUCGAAUGGUUUUGAUGGUGGCUGUGAGUUGUUGGGAUUUUAUUGAUAUAUAUAUUUCUAAAUAUAAUCUUACCUUAAACCUCAUCACAGGCAAUUAUGGGGACUACCUUGGGGGUCAUGGAUCCCAGAUUGGGAACCACUGUCCUAGGUGAUACCUAAUGCGUUAUGAGCAGUGAUGAAAACCAUCUACAGGGUGGGUCGUUUCUAUGGAUACGCCUUAUGGGAAUGGUUGGUGAUAUUAACGUCCUGUUUGUGGCACAUUAGUAUGUGUCAGGGGACAAACUUAGAUGGGUGGUGGCCGUUUAGAAGUCUGCCAUCUUGAAUCAACUUUUGUUUUUUUUUCAAUAGGAAGAGGGUCAUGUGACACAUCUAACUAAUUGGGAAUUUCACAAGAAAAAGCAGCAUGUCACUGAAGAGUGGCAUUAGUCGAACAUCGUUCGGCGGUUAUUAGCUACCCACAAGUCAGAAUCAGCUUUAUUCAAUGCUCCAGCGUCCAGAUAAAAAUUUGACUCUGCAGUGCAGCCUGACCAAGGUUACACGCACAAAACGUAGAACAAAACAUACAGGCAGACCACGAGAGCUGCCAUUCGAGUCACUCAUGUCAGUUAGAUAGAAAAGGGUUACAUGAGGAUAAGUGGGGUGGGGGUAGCUUUGCAAAAAACACCUCAAACAUAUAAGCAUGAACAUCAACAGUUCACAACAUGCAGACGGGACAAGAGUCUUGGGAAGAAAAAAGAUAAGAGAGAAAUGCGAAGUGGCUGUACUCUCCUCGUGCCAGAAGAACAAAUGGCAUCCUUACAAACCAGCUACUGCAGCAUCUGAUUGAGGAUGACCCUGAUUGGCGCACAGAAUUAGCAGAAUGGGCAAAACAAAAAUUGGAGCAGGACCCUCAGUCAGGGGGGCUGCCAGAGAUUUUGGGCCCCCUGGGGGCUCGUCCAUAGCUGGAGCUGGGGUUCCACCCUCCCAGAUUCGAAGGGAGAAAAAAAUAUAUAAUAUAUAUACUUUAUAUUAGUGUUUCAGUUUUGCUUAAUUAUUUAGGUCUACAUGCAUUCUUACUUAUUUACAUAUCAUUUUCACCAGCUGUCUCUCAUUAAACAGUGAUUUUCAUUCAACAGAAUUAGCAAUAUCACUGCUGGAAAAAGCAGGAAAUGCACAUGCUGAAAGGUGUUAAUCUCCUUUUCCCUUUUACUCCCUUAAAAUGUAUUUAUUCUAAAAUUUUAUUUGAUGAUUAAAUUCAAAUUUGGAUAUCUAAUUAAAUUUCCAUGUUGUGUCAAAGCUUUACAUAACUGCAUUUUCAGCUGUAUUUCCUCUCGAAAUCAAGUAUUUCUGUAUGAGUGACAAAAAUUAAGGAUUCACAGCUCACAAGGUGACUUCUUUAUUAAGUCUCCUUGGCUUUAUCACAGACUCAAAAUGAAUAAGCACACAGUUCAUACCUUGAUUGUACACAGCAAGAUUUAUUAUUUACAGUGAUAUAAUUAAUAAUGCUCCUGAGUGACAUAUCUUGUUUUUGAUUUGUUCAAAGCUGUCACCACUAUUUUUGCAGCAGUAUAAAUAAUGACGAGUUUUAGAAAAUUAAGUUUAUUUAUUACAAUUAUUAAUAGCUUUUGUUUCAUUUUUGCUCUCUGAUGAAUUAUUUGGAAAUUAUUGAUUUUUGGUUUGUGUUCUAAAAGCUACAUAAACAAAUUACAUCUUGUAAAACCUCUCAUAAUUCAGUCAGAUUCAAAACAUUUCAUUUCAAGGUAUUUAGUAGAUGAAGAGGUUUUUUUUUCUUGUAUGGUGCCUUCAAAAAUGUGCUUCACAGUAAUAAUCUCACAGUAAUUUAUGUUACAUUAACAGACUAAAUAACAAUGCUUCAACCUGCUCAGCAUAAAAACAAUCUAUACAUUUUUACUGAUUGAUAUUUGUAAUUAUCAUCAUGGGGAAAAACAAUGUGUUUAUCACCAAAAAUAGCCUUUUUAUAUUCCUUUGUAAUAGUACUGAUAGAGAAGAGAACCUUAAGUGAUUCCCACAGACCCCCUUAAAUGAGGCAGCUAGCUAACAUGCUACAUUGCUCACCUUCUUGAGGUUCAUUGGGUUGUGAGGGAACACCUGCUGAUAUAUGUAAAGAGAAAUUGGCUGGCUCAGCCAUAUUGUAAGGAGAAACUGUCUUUACUCAGUUAUAUUGUUGCGUUGUGGUUUUAUGCUCUUUUAUGAAAGAGGAACCAUGCUACGUAUUAAUUCGGAAUAUUAAUUUUUAAUAAAUGAGUGAAGUGAUGGUUUGGAUAAACUUAGGUCUUAUCAGAGAACUGCAUCAAACGCUAAACACCGUGCUCUGUCUCACCGAACUCUUGUGGACCCUCUUUCGGAUCCGGGCCGUGGAGGAUGGUGGUGGUUCAUCCAGAUGACACUCAACGGCUGACGGGGAGACGUAGGUGUCGAACGGAACCGGUCCAGAGUUGCCCUCAGUACACGUUGAUGGUAAAGCCAUAUCAAAACCCAUAUUUCCUCACGUUACAUAUAUCAUCAGCUGCUGAUUCUAUAGGGACAAGGACAACAACCCAUUUACCAAAUUAAUUAGUCAAAAUAAAGUAGGGACCUCUGAAUAAAUAUACAUUUCAUAAAUACUAAAAGACUGUUUGUUUAAUGUCUUAAAUGAGAAAAAAUACUGCAAAGUAAAGUACUUGUGAUUUUUAAACUUAAUUUUUUUUAUUCAACUUUGAAACUUUUUUGGGCCCCUGACAGCUGUGGGCCCUUAGAAUCUUCCUAAUCUUUCACCGCUUUAAAGCGCCCCUGCCCUCAGUUCAUGAAGAAGAUCCUGUUCGGUGAUGAGGCAAACUUUUAUGUGAAUGGUGUCAUUAACAAACAAAACCACUGCUAUUGGUCUGACACUAGCCCACAUUGGAUAGAUUCUUCCAAGACUGUUGGAACAAAAAAGUGAUGGUAUGGUAUGUGUUUCCCCUCUUUAUGCACUAAAGCUGGCACGUUCCCUGAGUUUUCCAGCAAGAUUCCUAGAUGAACAGUUUCCUGGAAAGUGGAUUGGUCAUCGUGGGCCAGUUGAAUGGCUCUCAAGGUCUCUCUAUCUGACCCCCUUAGACUUUUAUCUUUGGGGUCAUCUGAAGGCAAUUGUCUAUGGUGUGAAGAUACGAGAUGUGCAGCAACUGAAACUAUGGAUACUGGAAGCCUGUGCUGGCAUUUCUCCUGCGGUGUUGCUCUCCGUGUGUGAAGAGUGGGAGAAGAGGGUUGCGUUGACUAUCCAACACAAUGGACAGCACAUUGAACACAUUUUAUAAGUAGUCAAAAACUUGUAAAUAACUCAUGAAAGAAUAAAGUUACGUUCAAACCAAGCACACCAUUGUUUUUCUUGUAAAAUUCCCAAUAAGCUUGAUGUGUCGCAUGACCCUCUUCCUAUUGGAAAAACAAAAAUUGGAUCCAAGAUGGCCAACUUCAAAAUGGCCACCAUGGUCACCACCUAUUUUGAAAAGUUUGUCUGCUCACAUAUACUAAUGUGCCACAAACAGGACGUUGAUAUCAUCAACCAUUCCCAUUUUAUUGAGGUAUAUCCAUAGAAAUGGCCCACCCUGUACAGCAGUUUGAGGUUUAACGUUUGAGUUAGUCAAUUGUGUUCUCAGCAGCCCCUGAAAUAAAUUAUUAGCUUUAUUGCCAAGUAAAUUGAGAACUUCAUAUAUGCGGAAUUUAUUUGUGGCAUUUAGUGCAAACAGGCCUUCGAUGAGGAAAGUCAAAAGGAAAAUUAGGACGCACUGCAAAUGCAAAUAUAAAAUGCCCAUGGCAGUAAAGACGUGAGGGAGUGUUCUACUGAUGAAACCAUAACAGAGGAAACGUUUGAGUUCUGUUGGACCUCAGACUCCUGCAAAGAAGGAAGCAUCAGAAAAACUGUUCAGGAUCAGAAUAAUCCACAAAUAAUCUUUGCCACCUGCAUCCUGGACUUCUACGAUCCAGAUUGUAUCAAUGAAACAGAUCAUAAUCUGUUCUUCUCAUCAGUAACAGGAGGUCAUAAACCACGCCCAUCUACUUCCGGACCAUGGGACCCCGGAAGAACAAUAUAAAUGAACAAAACUAUUUGAGAUGUGAGUUGUAAGAAUUUGGGUACAAAGUAAAAAUAAGUAUGGCGAGAUGGGGCAUCCUUGGCAGAUACCAUGUUUUAGGUAAAACCAAGCCCCCACAAUGCGGGUGAAAAAUUAAAGCAAACGCGGAAAUGAAAUAAAUUGCAGUUCCACCCUCAUCCGCUGGGGGCUGGUGUCAGAAGCGAGCAAAUCCUCAUUGACUCCCAUGUUAAAAAUAUCAAUUUCACAGCAGAAAUAAACAUGUUUAUGGCCUGGUACCAAAACAUUUUUUGGUUUAAAUUAUCUAGUUUACACUCAUGACAACUCUGAGGGGGGUGAAUUUUUUUCUCACUCUUCUGUUUAAGUGUAUUAAAAGCCUAAAAUUCUGUAUAAUUAAUGAGCAUCCGACCCAUGUGACCGCCGCCUCAGACCCACGUGACCACAGAUGGAUUUCUUUGUAAAAGUUGUCCAUCUUUCCAACAGAAAGAUUUGCCUGGACCAACGUAAUGUAAUAACAACGUAACGUGAUUACGUAAUUAUGUAAGGUUCAUGUUCAGCCAAUCAACUACUUUGACGUCAUCGGCAGUCGACGGACCCCGAGCCGAUCUUGCACCCGAACAGAUCUUGUACCGACACCGGGUUCCAGUAACUCAUUUAUUAUCUUAAGACGAGGCCGUUAUUGUGGAGAUGGAAGUACACAUAUUUUACAGUAUUUGUUUGAGGAAUCAUCACAGAUUACUCAACAGUAAGAUAAAUAUAUAUAAAACGUAGUGUUAUUCAGUUGGUUUUAGUAUUUUAUAACUUAAUGUUUUAUGUAUUUUAAAAUAAGAAUUACACAAGCACAAAACAAAUCAAAAGUACAGAAAUUAACGCGACUAAAUUGCUGACUAAAUUAAUUAAAUUUAAUUUGAACUACAACUGUGGGUCCUUUUAUGGAGAGUCGCUUGCAUUGAUGACAUUAGGAUAACUAAUAUUAAGCCUGACUAAAUUUAACAAUGUUUUUAGCAUAACCACUUUAAAUGGGGUAUUUCAAUGAUUAGUUUAAUAUUUGUAGGAUUUAGUGAAAUUGAAGUAAUCGUGUUACCUAAUAACUGAUACUGUUUAGUCAUUUUACAUUUAUUUUGUUCAGGCAUCAGCGGAGGCAAAUACCUGCGCGCUAGCUUUUUCGCCAAAGUUCAAACGUUCAAACUGGUCUGUGAAGAACAGCAGUACAGAAAACUCAAUAAAUGCACACGUCCAUAGGGAUUAUAGCUCAGACCAGGAAUAACGCUUUUAUUAUUGUUAGGUGAACGUUUUAUUCUGGGUUCAUCAUUAGCCGAAGCUGCAAUGUCUCUUCCUUCAGAGAAAGCUUCCGAGCUGAAGCAGAGAAUCCACAACCAUUUACUGAAGAUGGACAUCCAUGGGAAGAUCCGAGAGCUUAUUGCUGAGACUCUCGGAGAGGAUCAGGGCUCAGGGCAUCGCUCUCUGUCUGAGGCAGAUGUCCUUCGUGUUCUCCAACGCAGAGGCAUCAUAGACGAUGUGAUGAAAGAUCUCCACUUUACCCAGGCUCCCCUGCACCAUACAGAUGUUGUUCAGGGAACAGCUCCAGAUGCAGGACUAAAACCUCCUCCGAAGCCCACCACUCAUUUUGGAGUGUUUAACCCAGACGUCCCUCUGCAUAUGAAAACCAACGUUGAUCCAUCUAGACGGUAUCUUCAUCUCCAAGUUCUUGGAGGGAAAGCAUUUCUUGAGCACCUCCAGGAGCCAGAGCCUUUACCUGGUCAGGUGUGCUCUACUUUUAAACUCUACCUACACUUUCACAACCAGAGGUUUCACUCUAAACCAGUACCCUGUGCCUGUGAACCUGACCUGAGGGAGGGUUUCCUGCUGGAGAUGCACAAAGAUGGCCUCGGAGAUGGCAGUAAGAUGGUGGAUGCCACAGACAUGCUGUCCAUAUGUGACCCGGUCCACUUUGUGCUGAUCAAGACAGACACCUCUGGUGAGACAACACUUGUCUCCUCCUACUUCCUGGACUGGAGGAUAGUUCUCAGCUCGCCAAGUGGCAAGACGUGCUUUGCAGUGGAGCUGAUGGGAGUUGGAAGUGAAUGCAAAGUCCCAGCUGGUGUUUUAACUGUCAGCCUGGAGCUCUACCCUCCUCUCUCCAAGCACCUGAACAGUGAUGUCAUCAGCACACAGCAAUCCCUGGAGAGACAGAGGACAGCAGAGAAGGAGAGGCUCUUCCUGGUUUAUGCCAAGCAGUGGUGGAGAGAGUUCCUGGAGAUCCGACCUUCUCACCAGUCCAAACUGGUGAAGAUCUUUGCUCAGGAUGAGAACGGAGUCAACAGACCAGUGUGUUCGUACGUGCGUGUCCUUCGUGCCGGCCGCCUCCUGGAGAGUCCUCGACAGGCCGCCCGCUUCGUCAGCCUGCUGGCUCACCAGAGGCCUCCAGUGGUGGGAGGGGGGGCCAAGCAGGAGCAGUGGUGCACAUUACUGGCGUUCCUGUGCCGGGGGAAGGGAGACUGUGAGGACCAUGCUGCUCUCCUGUGCAGCCUCCUGCUGGGCUUUGGUCUAGAUGCAUACAUGUGUGUGGGCACCAAAGCCAAAGGUGUUUCACACGCCUGGGUCCUGACCCGUGGAACCGACGGGACCAUCACCUUCUGGGAAAGUCUGACGGCACAUAGAUAUCUGCACCGAGCCGUUGAUCCAGACGCACCUCCCCUGGCCCUCCAACCCAAGCCUUCUUCCCCGUACCGGACCGUGGGCUGUGUCUUCAACCACCAGAGCUUCCUGGCAAACUGCCAGCCCUCUGAUGCCGUAGAGCUCUGCGUCUUUGACUUCCAGAACCCGUCACGCUGGAAGGCCAUGAGUGAGGAGGCUCUGAAGUCCGUCUGUGCCCCGGCCUCCAACACGUCUCUGCCCCCGUUGCCUCCUCUCUGUGCCCCGUCUGUGGAUCCUGCUGCAGCCAGCAACCAGCUGGAGCUGGAGAUGCGCUACCUGGUGUCAGAGCACAGAAAGGACCUGGAUCUGGCCACAGUCUGGGAUGACCACCUGUCCUACCUGCUGUCCUCAGCCCUGUCAGCCUAUGAGACGGAGCGUUGUACCGGUGUCUCCUGUGGUAACGAGGAGUUCCAGGACGCAGUGAGGAGGGCCGUGCCAGAUGGACACACCUUUAAAGGCUUCCCCAUACACUUCCUGCACCGCAACGCUCGCCGAGCCUUCGCUACCUGCCUCAGGUCUCCGUUUUGUGAGGAAAUAGUGAGUUGUCGUGGCGACCACGUGAGGCUCGCUGUGCGUGUUCGGGUGUUUGUGUAUCCUGAGAACGCGUUUGCGGUGUGGCUCAUGUUUGCGUGUAAAUACCGGUCUGUUCUCUGACCAGCGGCUAGAAGAUCCACAGAAAGUGAAGAACGUCGUCGUGUUGACACCUGGACCACAGUCGUCCCAGCUGGUUGUGUGGUGGAGUUACAGAGACACUUGUUUGUGACUUUUUUACAUUUGUAGUGUUUUUCUUUUUGUACAAACCUUAAUUUAUUUUUACAAAUAAACAGAAAACUGUCCUA
Nothobranchius furzeri (turquoise killifish) is the source of this 7615-nucleotide messenger RNA. RefSeq names its product centrosomal protein 76 (gene cep76). Gene Ontology annotation, biological process: regulation of centriole replication. Gene Ontology annotation, cellular component: centriole. NCBI's taxonomy places the organism in Eukaryota, Metazoa, Chordata, Actinopteri, Cyprinodontiformes, Nothobranchiidae. The record is from RefSeq and is a predicted model, not a curated record.